This is a messenger RNA of Pimephales promelas (fathead minnow), 843 nucleotides long. NCBI's taxonomy places the organism in Eukaryota, Metazoa, Chordata, Actinopteri, Cypriniformes, Leuciscidae. The record is from RefSeq and is a predicted model, not a curated record.
AUGGCUGCCCCCGGAUCAGGCACACCAAGGUCCCGGCAGGAUGUAAAGAAAAAAUGGCAUGAUUUUUCAAGCCAGGUUAAGGUGAGAGGUUCUGCUGUCCUUAGAGACCGGGCGAGGACAGGUGCGGGGACUAGUUCAGUGCAACCCUUAACAGCACUUGAGGAGAAGGCACUGGCGAUCAUGGGAGACAUAGUCUUACAUGGAAUCCCUGGGGGGAUUGACGUUAGAAGAGGUGAACAGGCCUCAUGUUCCAGGUCAUCGCCUUCCCCCAAUGUGCCAUGCUCCCCAGACACCGAGCCACCUGCAGCACUCUCCUGGCAGCCCCGAGCCGGAAGGACGCAGACGUCACGUUCGGCAGACGCAGACGAGACGUUCGGCAGGCGAACGAGUGAUGUGGCAGACGCAGACGAGGCGUUCGGCAGACGCAGACGUCACGUUUGGCAGACGCAGACGUCACGUUCAUUGAGACGAGUGCAUGUUGCAAAGUUAUAUUUAAGAGCCUAUCGGAACGCCAUACAUCGCUACACGACAUCACGACGUCGCUCCACAAUCUCACCAUGUCGGUGUAGUGAAGAGUUGGUGAACAUUGAAAAGGAGAAGUUGGUCGUGUUACAGGACAUUCAGCGCCAGUUGACCGUAGCAAAUGAGCUCUCUCGCCAGUCUCUGGAGCUGAAGAGAGCCAAGCUGGAACUGGCCAAGCAGCAGCAUGCCCUAGCAGAGGCACAAUUCAACAGGCCCCAAUCUCAGUACCAAUCUUGCUGCCAUCUGAAGAUGCUGAGCAACAGUCACACCAGUGACCGUGUCUGUGUGUGUUUGUAUGCGCAUUUUCAUUAAAAAUGCUUG